This is a messenger RNA of Cynara cardunculus var. scolymus (artichoke), 2000 nucleotides long. RefSeq names its product ABC transporter G family member 10-like. Bases 11 to 1807 code for a protein of 598 amino acids. The transcript has a single exon. The record is from RefSeq and is a predicted model, not a curated record. Gene Ontology annotation, cellular component: membrane. NCBI's taxonomy places the organism in Eukaryota, Viridiplantae, Streptophyta, Magnoliopsida, Asterales, Asteraceae. Gene Ontology annotation, molecular function: ATP hydrolysis activity; ABC-type transporter activity; ATP binding.
ACCACCAUCAAUGUCUUCGCCGGUGGAAUCGCCGGAUCUUGGUCACCGGAAAACCCAAUAUAUAAUCAAAACCAAGUGUGCUUCUUAUGUGGUGUCUCCGACUUGCUAUAGAUUAAGUUGGUUUCGCCAGAAAAAGGUGAAUCCUACUUCAAGAAAGCAGAUUUUGAGGGAUGUCACUUGUGAAGUCAAACCAGGGGAGAUCACUGCGCUUGCUGGUCCAAGCGGUGCCGGAAAAACGACAUUGCUCGAGAUUCUUGCCGGAGUCAUCCCUCCCUGCAGAGUCUCAGGUCAGGUUCUGGUCAAUGACCGGCCAAUGAACCCCAACGUUUUCAGGCGAGUUUCAGGCUAUGUAACACAAGAAGAUCUACUGUUUCCUCUUCUUACCGUUGAAGAAACACUCCUCUAUAGUGCACGUUUACGGCUCCAUGGCGGACUCGCCGACGCAAAAGCUAGAGUCAAAGACUUGCUGGAGGAGCUCGGGUUACAACAUGUUGCCGGAGAAAGAAUCGGGGCGGGAACUCACCGUGGGAUAUCUGGCGGCGAGAAACGGCGGGUGUCGAUCGGUGUCGAUCUGGUUCACGAUCCAGCAGUGCUUCUGAUGGACGAACCGACAUCGGGACUGGACUCGGCUGCGGCUCUUCAAGUCAUGUCGUUGCUCAAAUCCAUGGCUAAAAAUCAUGGAAAAACAAUCGUUUUAACAAUUCACCAACCCGGGUUUCGAAUUCUUGAAGUAUUCGAUCAAGUCGUGCUGUUAGUUGAUGGAACCUUGGUUCAUCACGGCUCACUCGAAUUCCUGGACCAACGACUCAAGUUCGCCGGCCAUUCCAUCCCUCGCCAGGUCAACGUGCUCGAGUUUUCCAUCGAUGUGAUUGAAACCUUGAUUACAGAAAUUGAAUCAGAACCAACUUUCAAGCUUAUAGAAGAUCAAAAACAACAAUCUGAUGAAGAUUAUCAUUUGAUGUAUGCAAAUUCACCAAUGAAUGAGGUCCUGAUACUCAGCCAAAGAUUCUGCUACAACAUUUUCAGAAGCAAACAGCUUUUUAUCGCAAAAAUGCUUCAAUCAAUCGUAGUCGGGCUCGUACUAGGGACGGUUUUCAAGAACGUUAACCGGUUUCAAAUGCAAACCCAAAUCGGGUUUUUCGCAUUCAAUCUAACGUUUUUGCUCUAUUCAUCAUCAGAAGCUUUGCCGAUUUUCUUGCAAGAACGCAGAAUUCUAAUGAAAGAGACCUCGAUAGGUGCCUAUCGGGUUUCAUCAUAUUCCGCAGCCAACACUCUUGUCUUCAUCCCGUUUCUUUUGAUCGUGGCGCUUCUAUACACCAUCCCGACCUACUUUCUGGUCGGACUACGGAGCGAUCUAGAUGGGUUUCUCUACUUCUCGCUAGUUGUUUGGCUAGUUCUGCUAAUGUCGAACUCUUUUGUGGCCUGUUUUAGUGCACUCGUGCCUAAUUUCAUGAUCGGGAUCUCUUUGGUUGCGGGGAUAAUGGGUUCGUUUUUUCUGUUCUCCGGGUACUUUAUAUCAAAUAACGACAUACCCAAAUACUGGAUUUUCAUGCACUAUUUGAGCCUAUUUAGGUAUCCAUUCGAGUGUUUUCUGAUAAACGAGUUUGGGGGAGCGAAGGGAAGAUGGAGGUGUCUCGAGAGAUUCGAAGAUGGAUGCUUGGUUUACGGUGAAGAGUUCUUGAGGAAGCAGAAUCUCAAAGAGAUGCAAAAAUGGUACAAUUUGGGGAUGAUGUUAGUAUUCAUCUUUGGGUACAGGUUUCUUUCUUUACUGGUGUUAUGCUACAGAUCUUACAGGAGCAGAAACUAAGGAAACUAAAAACCAGUUUUCUAGUUCUAAAGUUUAGAAUCAAAGCAUAGAUUAGUUUCUUUCGUUUCGUGUUCAUCAUCCCGAUUUCUGUGAUCGGGCUGUUUUCAAAAUUCUAAUCUAGACUAAUAAUGUUUAACAUGUUUCGUACCUACUUAUCUUGUUGUUUCUCCAUACGGUUUUGCUAAGAGAAAUA